Messenger RNA from Wyeomyia smithii (pitcher-plant mosquito), 3456 nucleotides. It is a transcript of the gene Nop17l, whose product is annotated as protein kintoun. Lineage: Eukaryota; Metazoa; Arthropoda; Insecta; Diptera; Culicidae. Gene Ontology annotation, cellular component: cytoplasm. Gene Ontology annotation, biological process: axonemal dynein complex assembly. The transcript has 6 exons. The record is from RefSeq and is a predicted model, not a curated record. The coding region runs from base 396 to 3179 and encodes 927 amino acids.
CAUUUUUAUUUUCCGCUGUAUUCUAGAUUUCAACUUUACCAGCAAUAGUAGUUUUGCGUGAAUUUGAUAGUGUCAAUUUUUUGCUAUUUUCUUGGUGGUUUUUUGUAGACCAACCUUUUUUUUUAAAGGAUUCAUGCUAGUGUUCAACUAUUGAGAAAAAUUCGCCUGAUUGUGUAAACUUCUGAUGACACUGAGUGUUUUGUUCUGUUUAAUCAAUAUUACAAAAAAAUUUAAUUCAUUACAUCGCUAUUGGAUUGCCUAAAGAGAAAAAGUUUAUUGCGGCGUAUUUUUUUUUUGGCUGUACUGCCGGUUAUACGAAACAGUUUGAUAAAAAAAAACAAAGUGGCUACCUACAAUUACGUUGAACAUCCAAGUGAAAAACACAUAAGAACAGAAUGUCUAACACAGACGGUGAGAAAUUUGAACUUUCUCGUGAUGAGUUACAAAACAUUUCCCGGUGUUUGGAAAAUGAAGAAUUUCGGAAGUUGUUUGUCGAGUAUUGUGAAGAACUCAACGAUCCAGCGAAUCGGAAACAGUAUGAAGAUGAACUGAAAAUUUUAGAAGCUGAAAGGGGAUACGAUGUGAAAUUUAUCAACCCUAAGCCGGGUUAUGUAAUUAAAACUGUAUCUCAGGAAAACCUGAAAGUUUUUGUCAAUAUUUGUUAUUGUGAUCUUGUCGGUCGCCCGAUAAGUCAAGGCUCAACAAAUGAGUCAGGUCAACGAGGUCUGAAAUGGAGUAUUCCAUAUGCUCAAAGUCACCCUAGAAAGGAUUACGAUAACAGAAAGAAAGAGUGUGUAGUAUACGACGUUGUAUUUCAUCAUGAUACGCUCAAGUUGGCUAAUUCUAACAGGAGUUUUCGAAAAUUGGUUACUGACACUGCCCUUGAUGCUGUAGAGAAGUCAUUCGAGGUUUUACUGGAUAAGGCUAACUUGAAAUUUCCAAAAUUACAGUACAAAGGAGUACCAAAAAUGACCGUCAUUCGACAAAAACUAAAUAAUCAGAAUUUCCAAAACGAAUGUUUGAUCGAUAAAAUGGAUUCUACAAAAGAUAAAAAGAUAAAAAAUAAGGCGAGUGAUAGUUUUGAAAAAUCUCAAUGUAAUGAAGAAGCAGUAUCCUAUGUCACUCCUGCUUUUAAGCUAAUUCAUCGAAAAAAUAUAGAGUAUCACGAGUUGACAAAUGAAGUAGAUGCAAAGCUUGAAGCCGCCAUUCCAAAAGAAUUAGUUUUAACAAUCCAACUGCCGCUACUAAAAUCAGCUGCCGAUUGCCAUUUGAAUAUCACCAAUAAAAAAAUAUAUUUAGUCAGUGAAAAUCCAGCAAAAUACAAAUUACAUGUAAAGUUGCCAUACGAAGUUUCAGAAAAAGAAGGACAUGCAAAGUUUAACACCGAUGAAAAAACACUCACUAUAACUUUACCAACAUCAAAAAAAGUUUGCACUAUGCUGGAAAAUUUAGUUAGUUUGAAUCAUAUUGAUAGUCACAACUCACCUGCAACUACACCCGUGAAAACACCGUCUGUCCUCGAAGAAACGCAGAAUACUCCAGCUUUCAAAGUUAUGGGAGGACCCCAAGUAAUUUCAAACUUGGAAUCCAAAAAAAUUGUCUUUCCUAAAUUUUCAACCAAUCGCAUGGAAAACACGUUUGCAUUUACUCUUAACGUUCGAAAUGUUGAUCCUGCUUCAAUUGAGUUGCAGACAGAUACCGAGUUCGUCCGCUGUCUAUUUACAAAUGUUAGCACCGGAUUUUUUCCCUGCUAUUAUAUAUUUUGUGUGCGUUUUCCUAACGCAAACGUUGCUGAGGUGUUGCACGAAGAAUGGGAUAACAAUUUUAUUUUACAAGUUAUAUUAGUCGACAGUACACUUGUUGAUUGUUAUUAUGCCGGCCCUGAUGAGAAUAACCUGAUAAAAUAUCACUUACUAGAAGACAUCAGCCAAAAUGUAAACAAGUUUGAAAAAGAAAUUGAAGAUGACAGUCUAAGUAUAGCAGUAUCUAAAGCUGCUGCUAAGCGUGAACGUAAAACCAGUUCCGGUGUAAGCAUCGAAAUCAAGACACGGUGCGACUUAGAUACUAGCGACGAUGACAUUACAAAAAAUGCAAUCGAUCAAAAUUGUAAGACUGAUCUGCCUUCGAAAAAGGAUAAAACUGUGAACGAAAUAAAUAUCUGCAAAGAUAAUAGUACAAUUUCAUUUUCAAAACAUGAAAAAUAUAUUGAAGUAGAUAACGAAUUGAGUUCCCAGACCGAUGAUAAAGAAUUAAGAAAACAGAGACGGAACUCCCGCAAAAAGAACAAAAAACGAUCCCUUUCUGAAUCCUGCUGUGAUAAUCUAAAAGUAAUAAUGGAAAAUGAGAUUUCCAAGUUGGAACGAACUAACAAUAUAAGUUCUCAGGAGGAUUCGGAUCUGAAAAAUGAAAAGCCAUUAGGUGCAGUAGCUAACGUAACACAGCGUAAACCUCGAAGUAAAUCGGAAUCGUUUUCAUUCAAUACCAAUACCUCCGAUCAUAGCGCUUCCGGUUCAACAUCGAUGGAUAAUUUAUCUGCUUUAAUACAGUUCAACCGAAAGUGCAAAGGCAUCUUGAAGCGUUCUUGUUUCGAAAGAAGUAUAAGUGAAUGCUCAUCGUUCGAUGAUCACACGUAUUUGGCUACUUCAAUGGAUGGUGGCUCAAGUUUAGCUGAGUCAAUUGAUCACUCGCACGGAGAGCUUUCUGAGUACUGCAGGAAAACUGUUCGCUUUAACGAUUUAAUUAAAACCAAAAUUUUCAGAUCUAAUUCCAGUAUAUUGGCACAGAAAAAGAAAAAUGCAAAGAAAAAUGAGAGCAAGCGUCGUGCUCAGUCUCGGCGCUUAAGUGAAGGUGAAAGUACCGAUAACGAUGACAAGGAACUCCUAAACGAUAGCAAACCUGACAUUCUUGAGGUACAAUCUGAACCGGAACAUGAUAGUGGAAUCUCUUUAGACUCCGAUGCAGGGCAGAUUCUUGAGAAGGAUACAAAUUUGAAGAAUGAACAGAAUAAUGCAAUUACUAAACCUAUUAGUAUUGGUCAGUUGGUUACAACUGAUGUCCCAAAUAGUAAGAAGAAUGUCAAGGAUAAAAAAACUAAAUCUUUACUUCGGAAAACUGUACAACGGUCUGAUUCGAGUGAUAUUGGGUUUAAAAGCGACAUGAUUUUCGAUAUUGAAAUGUGAAGAUGUAAUUUUACCCAAAGGAAAAUGAGCACAACACUUUUUUUUCUAUUUCAAACCAUUAGGAUUCAAUACGAUUUAUUAACUCUAACAUUAGCUUAUCUAAUUCAUGGGAAGUAAUCUGCUUGCUGUAACAUAAAAGUAGAAUGCAUUUGCAAUUGAAAAUAAUUUAUCGCUAUACAGUUUAGUGAUAAUAAGUUAAAUUAUAUAUGAUUGGAAAAUUGUGAAUUUUCAUAGAUCACCUAGAAUUUUCAAUAAAAUCGAAUUCAUGGAUUGUUAA